Oncorhynchus nerka (sockeye salmon) is the source of this 1400-nucleotide messenger RNA. Its product is annotated as cholesterol 24-hydroxylase-like. Gene Ontology annotation, biological process: cholesterol catabolic process. The record is from RefSeq and is a predicted model, not a curated record. The coding region runs from base 108 to 1400 and encodes 430 amino acids. Gene Ontology annotation, molecular function: cholesterol 24-hydroxylase activity; iron ion binding; heme binding. The transcript is spliced from 14 exons. NCBI's taxonomy places the organism in Eukaryota, Metazoa, Chordata, Actinopteri, Salmoniformes, Salmonidae.
UCAUCGCAUUUCUCUGUUUUUGUCUUUACAUAAAAUAUAUUCAUCUGAAAUAUGAUCACAUACCGGGACCACCAAGGGAUAGUUUUAUAUUUGGUCAUUCCCCAACCAUGCUGAGGGAGAUGAGCAAUGGUCGAGUUGUCCACGACAAAUUUCUGGAAUGGGCUGAGACUUAUGGACCGGUGUACCGUAUCAACGGUUUGCAUGUUGUGAUGUUGUUUGUGACCUGUCCUGAUACCACCAAGGAAGUCCUGAUGUCACCUAAGUACCCCAAAGACUCACAGGUCUACAAGCGUCUCUUCAACCUGUUUGGACAGAGGUUUUUUGGAAAUGGCCUGAUCACAGCACAGAAUCAUGAUGAGUGGUACAAACAGCGAAGAAUAAUGGACCCUGCCUUCAGCAGUCUGUACCUGCGGGGUCAGAUGGGUGCGUUCAACGAGAGGGCAGAGAAGCUGAUGGAUAAACUGGCGGACAUGGCUGACACCAACACAGCUGCCAACAUGCAACACAUGUUCAACUGUGUGACACUGGAUGUCAUCACUAAGGUGGCGUUUGGAGUGGAGCUGGAUCUGCUGAAGGAGAGUGACUCUCCGUUCCCCAACGCUAUAGAGAUGUGUCUGAAGGGAAUGGUCCACUAUGUCAGAGACUUCACCUUCCAGCUCUACCCAAAGAACAAGAAGUUCAUCAACGAGGUGAAGAAGUCUUGUCAGCUGCUGCGUUCGACAGGCAGACAGUGGAUCAACGAGAGGAAAAUGGCCGUCCAAAACGGAGAGGACGUUCCAAAAGACAUCCUCACACAGAUCCUCAAGACGGCUGGCAAAGAGGAAAACAUAGCAAACGAUGAUGAGGAGCUUAUGCUGGACAACUUUGUGACAUUCUUCAUUGCGGGGCAAGAGACAACAGCUAAUCAACUAGCUUUUACCGUCAUGGAACUGGGAAGGCUGCCAGAGAUAUUGACGAAGGUGAAGCAGGAAGUGGAUGACGUCAUCGGGAUGAAACAGGAAAUCAGCUUUGACGACCUGGGGAAAAUGACCUACCUGUCUCAGGUUUUGAAGGAGACUCUAAGGUUGUACCCUACAGCACCAGGCACUUCUCGUUUCAUCCCUAAUGACAUCGUCAUCAACGGCAUCCCCAUCCCAGCAGGAGUCUCAUGCUUGUUCAAUUCGUAUGUCUGUGGAAGGUUGGAUAAGUUCUUUGAGGACCCGCUGAAGUUUGACCCAGAGAGGUUCCAUCCAGACUGCCAAAGCUCCGAGACAGGAGUUGUCAAUGCAAGAUCUAGGGUAGGGUACCAAAGAAAUGUCUGCGGCAUUGACCCCCAGAACACAGUGGCCUCCAUCAUUCUUAAAUGGAAGAGUUUUGAACCACCAAGACCCUCCCUAGAGCUGACCACCCAGCCAAACUGA